Molecule: messenger RNA, 369 nt
Organism: Rangifer tarandus platyrhynchus (Svalbard reindeer)
Lineage: Eukaryota; Metazoa; Chordata; Mammalia; Artiodactyla; Cervidae
Source: the annotation of a GenBank genome assembly
AUGGCCCUCAAAAUUGCUGGGGACAUUCAAACCACCUGCCGGGCAUUCAAUGAAAACAGAGUUAACCUGGAGAAACACAUUCUCAUCUAUCUGGCAGAAGAGGAAAAUUUUGAUAACUACUGGCAGUGCCUUCAUCAUCCAAAAUCAUUCUUUAAGAACUACAUUGAAAAGCAUGUUAAAACAUAUUUUUCUGACACAGGAAGUAGAAAAAUAAAGACUUUUCUACAAAUCAGUUUACAUGACAUCAAGAAUGCCAUCCUCUCAGCUAUACAUCCAUCUACAGCAAUAGCUAAAGAUAAAAGGAGCACAGUGUCUGGGUGGUUAGAUUUGUUCUGUGAUCACCUGGGGAGUAAUCUGAUCUUCCCAUGA